Molecule: messenger RNA, 483 nt
Organism: Amoebophrya sp. A25
Lineage: Eukaryota; Dinophyceae; Syndiniales; Amoebophryaceae
Source: the annotation of a GenBank genome assembly
AAAACCUGUUUGACGAUGAUGAUGCUCAGAAAGCUGAUACAAGUAGUAUGCUAGGCGGUGGAGCUUCUACAAGUACUGCUACUAGCGAAGGCCUUGGUGUUGGUGGUGUACAAGCACAGGUUGGAGCAGACCCGACUGUUGAUCCAACUCGUAGAAUCCUCGGCACAGUAAGUUCACGAGGUGACAUCAGGUUAGAAGAGCAGAAAGCACAAGCGGAAAAAGAUGCAGUCGAACUUCUAUGGAGGGAACUAGGGCUAAAGCCGAGUGAAGUAUUCGGAAAUCAAGCAACAGAUACAGCAAAACAAGAACGCCUCCUAGGGAAGUUUUUAGUCGCUGGCAGUGGAGUGUCAAAUCUAGCAGGGGCGACUACUUCAGCUAAUCUCAAGAACCCUUCCGCCCAAGCAGCAGGACGCCUGGGCAAAACAUCAUCGUCAACACAAUCACGAACGUUGUCUAGGAGUAGAUCACUAGACUUCGCCUCCC